AUGUCAGCUGGGAAUCACAGCUUUGUGACAGAGUUUGUCAUCGUUGGGUUCCCUGGACUUCAGCCAGAGUUCUACGGUCUUGCCUCAACUGUAUUAUUCUUGGUGUAUGUUUGCACUGCAGUAGGAAAUGUUGUUAUUCUUGUAUUGUUCGCAACAGACCGGGAUCUCCACAAACCCAUGUAUUUUGUUAUUUUACAUCUGGUUGUUUCUGAUAUUCUCUUUAGCACCACCACAUUACCAAAGAUCAUUGCCAGGUAUUGGUUUCAAGCAGGGGCCAUUUCAUUCACAGGUUGCUUUGUCCAGAUGUACUUAGUGCACUAUUUUGGAACUGUAAAUUCAUACAUUCUAUUUAUAAUGGCUUUAGACCGAUAUGUUUCAAUCUGUUUUCCGCUCAGAUAUCCAAUGAUUAUCAAAAACUCCACUAUUCAUAUUCUCAGUGCCACUGCUUGGAUUGUUGCGAAAGCCUGCCCAUUGAUGAUGGUAAUUAGGGCCUAUCCUCUUCCUUACUGUGACUCAAACAAAAUCAUGCAGUGCUACUGUGAUCAUAUCGCUAUAACAACGCUUGCAUGCACUGAUAGGUUUCCUUAUAGUUUUCCUGCUUUUAUCUUUGCCAUGCUGGCAUUACUGGGACCUCUUGUCUUUAUUAUAUUCUCAUAUUGCUCUAUUAUUGUGGCAGUUGUUCAGAUUGCGAGCCCCCAAGGCCGCCUCAAAACCCUUUCUACCUGCAGUGGUCAGCUGAUCAUCAUUGCCCUGUAUUAUCUCCCCAGGUGUUUUAUUUAUCUGGCCAGUAAUAUCGGCAUUAGAUUCAGCACUGAUUUACGUAUUGUUAUUAUCAUGUUGUAUAGCCUGCUCCCUCCCAUGAUCAAUCCACUGAUAUACUGUUUCAAGACAAAACAUAUAAAAACAAGCCUUAUGAAAAGAUUCAAGAAGUCAAUUGCUCCACAGAAAGAUAAUGUAUUUGCUGUCAGCCAAUGA
Oncorhynchus masou masou (cherry salmon) is the source of this 975-nucleotide messenger RNA. Its product is annotated as olfactory receptor 2AT4-like. Gene Ontology annotation, cellular component: membrane. The record is from RefSeq and is a predicted model, not a curated record. Gene Ontology annotation, biological process: G protein-coupled receptor signaling pathway. Gene Ontology annotation, molecular function: G protein-coupled receptor activity; olfactory receptor activity. NCBI's taxonomy places the organism in Eukaryota, Metazoa, Chordata, Actinopteri, Salmoniformes, Salmonidae. Bases 1 to 975 code for a protein of 324 amino acids. The transcript has a single exon.